Messenger RNA from Oncorhynchus gorbuscha (pink salmon), 3924 nucleotides. Its product is annotated as nucleolar and coiled-body phosphoprotein 1-like. Gene Ontology annotation, molecular function: protein binding. The record is from RefSeq and is a predicted model, not a curated record. Gene Ontology annotation, cellular component: nucleoplasm; nucleolus. Bases 396 to 3434 code for a protein of 1012 amino acids. The transcript is spliced from 13 exons. NCBI's taxonomy places the organism in Eukaryota, Metazoa, Chordata, Actinopteri, Salmoniformes, Salmonidae.
GAGGCAUGAUUUACAGAUUGCGAAAGACAAGAACAGACAGUAAUACAGUUUAAACGUCCAGACUCAUACAAAUGUCCUUCAUUUACAAUAUUCCCCGGACGUCAGGUGCCAUGUCGUGAGACGAUUAGAGAUGACGUAAAAUAUAUACACACUAGACUGUACCAAAAGGUGGAGGUAUGGCGCUUAAAACGUUUUACAUAAGAACAUCUUCAUACAAUACAUAAUAAACGCAAGUAGGACAAUGUUUAGAGCUAUGUCCAUUAAUAUUACUCGUUUUGAGUACUAAAUUAUUAUCGGACUCAAACUAAAGAUUUUUUUAGUUUUACCGACGUGCUUUCCGUGGUUUUUAUUAUUUUUGGUGACGUUUUUUAUUAGGCGACGGCGUUUCAACGCGCAUGCGUCUUCGGCGAUUUUUCUUCCACACGAGCCUGGUGAAAAUGGCGGAGCAAAGUUCCGUGCCGAGUGAUCUUUACAAACAUGUCUAUUCAUUUCUACUGGAGAACAAGUUUACCAAGGCUGCCCAACACUUCAUCAAACAAGCUAAAGUGCCACCCCAGGAUGAAAAAGAAGCCGCUGGUCUUCUUGACAUUUUCAACUUCUGGGUGAAGUCUCCCGAAGCUAAGAAACGCAAGGCGCUGCCCAUCGGUCCUGGGUCCAGUGACCGUCCGUCUGCUAAGAAGGCAAAGACUGCAGAGAGCUCCAGUGAGGAGUCGAGCAGUGAGGAGGAGGAAGCUGCAGCACCUGCCAAGGCCACGCCCACAGCAGCCAAGGCUCCACGCCCUGCUAAAUCAGAUUCCAGCAGCAGUGAUGAUUCCAGUGACGAAGAGGAGGAGGAGGAGGCUGUAGCGAAGAAACCUGUAGCAAUCAAAGCCCCAGUGAAGAGCCCAGUGGUGUCAGCAGCCAGGACAAAGAGCUCCAGCAGUGAGUCAUCAGAAGAUGAGGCCAAAGCUCCUGCAGCUAAACGAAAGGCUGCAGCCGCGACCCCUAAGGCAGGAAAGGCUCCUGCCGCGACCCCUAAGGCAGCAGCUCAGAAGAAGACUGCGAGCAGCAGUAGUGAAGACAGCUCCAGUGAAGACGAGGCGCCCACUAAGACCCCGGUGAAACCUCCUGGCCCCGUCAAGACCCCUCCAGCCAAGGACAGUAGUUCCUCGGACAGCAGUGAUGAGGAGGAGGAGGAGGAGAAGAAGAAGAAGAAGAAGAAGAAAGUGUCAGGUAACGAACUACUGUUUAGUGCUAUCCUGCUAUCUGACACCUCGUUAUUCUCCUCAGCUAAAACAGUCAAAACCACCCCAGCCAAGACUUUGACCCCCAAAGCUGCUGCAGCUGCUAAGAAGGGAGAGUCCAGCUCUGAGAGCACAGACUCCAGCUCUGAAGAAGAAGCAGCAAAGAAGCCAGCAGCAAAGAAGGCUACCCCAGCGAAGGCUACCCCAGCGAAGGCUACCCCAGCGAAGGCUACCCCAGCGAAGGCUACCCCAGCGAAGGCUACCCCAGCGAAGGCUACCCCAGCGAAGGCUACCCCAGCGAAGGCUACCCCAGCAGAAGACUCUGACUCCAGCUCUGAGGAUGAAGAAGAGGCUAAGAAGCCAGAAGUAAUAAGGGUUAAGUCCACAGCUGUCAAAGUAACGGUUACCCCUGCCAAGGAAGACUCUUCCUCAGACUCCAGCUCAGAGGAGGAAGAGGAGGAGAAGGGUGCGAAGACUGUGAAAGUGGCGCCAGCUACAGCAACCGUAACGGUGGCAGAGGUGAAGGAGCGGGGGGCCAAGACUGUGACUGUAGCGGGGGCCAAGGCUACUGUGAAGGUGGUGGAAGACGGCUCCUCUUCCUCGAGCUCAGAGGAUGACGAAGAGGGGACAGUGAAAGCAGCACCAGCUAAGGCGACUCCUACCGUGACCCGAGGCAAGGCUGCUGAAUCCUCCUCGGACUCCGACUCGAGCUCAGAAGAUGAGGAAGAGGCUAAAAAACCAGCAGCCAAGGUGACUCCAGCAAAGACUGCCCCAGCUAAGAAAUCAGACUCUUCCAGCUCUGACUCUGACAGCAGUUCUGAGGACGAGACACCAGCUAAACCUGCUGCAGCUGCUCCCAAGGCCCCAGCCAAGGCUGCUACAGAAAACAGCUCGGACUCCGACUCUUCUUCUGAAGAUGACGAACCCCCAGCUAAGAAGGCUACCCCAGCCUCUGUUGCUAAAUCAGCUUCCAAACCAGCAACCCCGGUUCCUAAAUCAGCCUCCAAACCAGCAACCCCGGUUCCUAAAUCGGCCUCCAAACCAGCAACCCCGGUUACUAAACCAGCUGCAGGGGAGAGCAGCUCGGACUCCGACUCUUCUUCUGAAGAUGACGAACCCCCAGCUAAGAAGGCUACCCCAGCCUCUGUUGCUAAAUCAGCUUCCAAACCAGCAACCCCGGUUCCUAAAUCAGCUUCCAAACCAGCAACCCCGGUUACUAAACCAGCUGCAGGAGAGAGCAGCUCGGACUCCGACUCUUCUUCUGAAGAUGACGAACCCCCAGCUAAGAAGGCUACCCCAGCCUCUGUUGCUAAAUCAGCUUCCAAACCAGCAACCCCGGUUCCUAAAUCAGCUUCCAAACCAGCAACCCCGGUUACUAAAGCAGCCGAGAGCAGUUCAGACUCCGACUCUAGCUCAGAUGAGGAUGAGGCCAUAGCUAAGAAGGCUACCUCUAAACCAGCCACCCCAGUGGUGACUAAAUCAGCCCCAGCCAAGGCAGCAGCCGAGAGCAGCUCCGAUUCAGACAGCUCGGACUCGGAGGACCAGGCUGCUACGAAGAAGACCACCCCCAAGACCACCCCCAAACCUGCAGCCAAGAGUCCUGCCGUCAAGACACCGGCUAAAGCUGCAGAGUCGUCAUCGUCCGAGGAGAGUAGCUCUGACGAAGAGGCCAGUAAAAAGACUGUGAAACCUGCCGCCACCCCCAAGACCACCCCCAAGACCACCCCAGCAGCCAGACCUAAAACCAAGGAGGCCAGCAGCUCAUCAGACGACUCUUCUUCGUCUGAAGAAGAAGAGGCAGCGGAGAAAGCACCGGCAGCAGUCGCCACUCCCAUCGCUAACGGCAUUGUAAACGGUAAGAGAAAAAGGGAUGAAGGAGCCUCGGAGGAUGAGGAAGAAUUAACGACACCUAAAAAUAACAAGGCAGCAGCAGCAACAACACCACAGACGUUCCCGAAAGUCUCUAAGAAGAUCAAUGUGCCUUUCCGUAGAAUAAGAGAGGAGGAAAUUGAUGUGGAUAACCGACUUGCUGACAACUCUUUCGAUGCCAAGCGCGGGUCGGAUGGAGACUGGGGCCAGAGGGCCAAUGACGUGCUCCGCUUCACCAAGGGGAAGUCCUUCCGUCACGAGAAGACCAAGAAGAAGAGGGGUAGCUACUGUGGAGGAGCCAUCUCCCAGUCCGUCAACUCCAUCAAGUUCGACAGCGACUGAGAACCUAGUCAUCGUUUGUCACUACCCCUCUUCCUCCCCUCUCGACCCAGGACUAUCUGAGGACCAGGACGGUCUGCCCCCUUCCCCCGACCUCCCCCUCAGCAGAAACCUGACUGAGCUGAAGAUCAUGAACUGAACUAGAGCUGAGACUGCUGCACUCACAUAAGUGGCUGGUGAUUUGUAGUUCGUAUGCCUGUGUUAAUUAAACCAGUCCUUUUAAAAUGCACAUUUCUGCAAUGGUGGAAUGACGCUGUAGAAGUGGAGACUAGCUUUCCUUGAAAUGGCACCCAGUCAAGACACCUCCCCUAUGUCCUAAACUGCACCCUAUUCCCUACGUAGUGCAAUACUUUUAACCUGAUCGAAAGUAAGGGCACUACUUUUAACCCGAUCGAAAGUAGGGCACUACUUUUAACCCGAUCGAAAGUAGGGCACUACUUUUAACCCGAUCGAAAGUAGGGCACUACUUUUAACCCGAUCGAAAGUAGGGCAC